Molecule: messenger RNA, 1160 nt
Organism: Paramecium pentaurelia
Lineage: Eukaryota; Ciliophora; Oligohymenophorea; Peniculida; Parameciidae
Source: the annotation of a GenBank genome assembly
AUGAAAAUUUACAGCAAAUUUUGCACAAUACUAAAAUCGACAGCUAGUUUUAAUGAGAGACACUUUGUUGAUAAGAUGAAAAUAAAAGUAAAAGCAGGUGAUGGUGGUAAAGGAUGUGUGUGCUAUUAUAGGUGAGUUCUAAAUUUAUGAAAUAGAGAUCGUAUUGUAGUUACAGGAGCCCCUGAUGGAGGAGAUGGAGGAAAAGGAGGAGAUAUUUAUUUGAAGGCUUCAGAAUAAAUAUAUGAUUUAAGUAUUCUAAGAAAGCCACAUGUAAUUGGGAAUAAUGGUAAAUAAGGAAUGAAAUUGAAAUGUAAUGGAAAAACAGGUUCAGAUAUAAAAGUAAGUGUUCCUUUGGGAACUUUGGUUUUUGAGAUAAAAUCUGAUGAUACAAAAGAAUUAAUAGCUGAUCUUGAUUAACAUAAUAAAGAAUGUUUGGUUGCUAAAGGUGGUUCUGGAGGAAAAGGAAAUGCAAGAAAUAUUGGAAUUAGAGAAGUUCAAUUGGGAUAAUAAGGAUAAGAAAAGGAUAUAUUUUUAGAAGUGAAAACUUUAGCAGAUAUAGGAUUAGUAGGAUUUCCUAAUGCAGGAAAAUCUACAUUUUUAGCUGCAGCAUCAAGAGCUUUACCUAAGAUAGCAGAUUAUCCAUUUACUACUUUGAAUCCUAUGGUUGGCAAAGUUAGGUUUGUUGAUAAUAUGGAAAUGACAAUAGCAGAUAUUCCAGGAUUAAUAGAAGAAGCUCAUAAUGAUAAGGGAUUGGGACAUGAAUUUUUAAGACAUAUUGAAAGAUGUCGAGUAUUUAAUUUUAUGAAAUUAUUUAGUUAUUAUUGUAUGUAUUAGAUGGAUAAGCAGGUAAUAUUGAAGAAUAAUUAUAAAUACUAAAGAACGAAAUAAAAGAGUAUAAUGAGAAGAUUUUAUAAAAGCCUUAUAUAGUUUGCGUUAAUAAGGCUGAUCUAAUAAAAGAAGAUUUUGAUUACAUGAUGAUAAGUGCUAAACAUGGUUAAAAUGUUGGUUAAUUAUUGUUGAAAUGUAAAUAUUAAAUUGAGAAGAUCAGAAAUGAAAUAUAAAUGAAUAAAUAGAAGGAAAAAGAGAAUGAAAAGAGUUAUUAAAUAAAGAGAUAAUAAUUAGAAAAGGAAUUAUUUGGAUCAACAGAGAGAUCUAAUUGA